Adineta ricciae is the source of this 936-nucleotide messenger RNA. Lineage: Eukaryota; Metazoa; Rotifera; Eurotatoria; Adinetida; Adinetidae. The record is from the annotation of a GenBank genome assembly.
AUGGCUGGUGCAUGUGGCCGUUCCAACCGUAGUCAAUCGAAAGCAAUGAUCUUUUCAUCUUCAUCAAACAAAGAUCCAUCAACGCCCUUUCGGGCUAUGCCCGAUCAAAGUACAGAUUAUCGGAUCGUCGUUCUUGGUGGUGCUGGCGUUGGUAAAACAAAUUGUGUUCUUCGAUUUGUCAAUGGACAAUUCCGUGAAAAUUAUGUUCCAACGAUUGAAGAUACCUAUCGACAAGUCGUUUCAUGCAAUAAACAAAUAACUACUUUACAAAUCACUGAUACAACCGGGACACAUCAGUUUCCAGCGAUGCAACGAUUAAGCAUUCAAAAAGGUCACGCUUUUAUGUUACUCUAUUCGAUAACAAACAAACAGACAUUAGAAGAAUUGAGACCUAUCUAUACCCAAAUACGUGAAAUAAAAGCUGAUCAGCAAUGUGAUACGCCGAUAUUACUAAUGGGCUGCAAAUCGGACGAAGCUGCGUGUCGGGAAGUAACAGAAAAUCUCGGCAAACAACUGGCAGCACAUUGGUCAUGUGCCUGGAUUGAAACAUCAGCGAAGAACAAUAUCAACAUUCGCGAAGGAUUCCAAGAAUUGCUUAAAUUGGAUAAAAAGCGACAAUUCAAUUUCAAUGUCGAUCAGGAUGGCCAUCUUCUCGAAGAAAAUGGAGGAACACCUGCUCCAUCGUCUCCUGCGUCACAUGCCGGGAAACGCUUAGUUAUAACCAAUUCUUGUUCAUCAACAACAACUAAUAGUGGCAGUAAUCAGAAUAUAACUGAAACAACAACGGCUGGUGCUGCGUUGACGCGACCCACAACACCUGUUCUACACGGAAAUAAAACAAAUCGAUCAUCUGCGCAUCCGAAUGAUUCGAAGAAAAAUCUCAAUUCUGAUACGACAGCAAAUCGAGCGGCGACUCGAAAAUGUUUAGUUAUGUAG